Molecule: messenger RNA, 3301 nt
Organism: Lutzomyia longipalpis
Lineage: Eukaryota; Metazoa; Arthropoda; Insecta; Diptera; Psychodidae
Exons: 9
Coding region: 422-2950 (842 amino acids)
Source: RefSeq, a predicted model, not a curated record
GUAUCAGUGAGGCCAGAACUGAUAAGAUUCCGCACUCUUGGUGCGCUUAUCACUCGGGUGGGCCCUUAUCGCAAGGUGUGGCCUCGUCGAUGCGAAGGAGAAAAAUUCUUUCCUCGCCACUAACCUGUUGGACGUUGAUUGCGUGUGUUCUUUUAUAGGUGUGUAAAGCAAAGUGUGGCGAUUUAGUGAGUGAUUUUUGCAGAAAACUCUUAUUCGGGUCAUCAGGUGUUGUACCAUAUAACAAAAUCUCACCGUUAUGCUCUAAAAAAAAACGAUCCCAAAGUGGAAGGACAGAAAAGAGGCAUCAAAUUCAGAAAAUUGUUCGCGAACGCGUGUGAGUGAUUUGACCAAAAGAAAAGAGAUAAUAGUAAAAAAAGAAAAAAAAACUCACCAGAAGCUACAUAAUAUUCAGUGUCACACCAUGGUGGGGAGACUCAUUCUUCUUGUGAGUCUCACGGCGCUCCUGCGAUGUGGCGAUGUCCAUGCCCAGGAGAAUGCCCAGACGAGAAUAUCGGCAGCCCUGGAGGAAUGCUACAGAGAUCCCGAAGUAUUUAAUCGGGAAAAUCGACUACCACACACACCUGAAAUGCUAAUUGAGCUGAUAAGGAAAGUGGAGGAUUCACCUGAUUGGCGACAGGACAUACGACAGCUCGCUUUGAGUCUUGUUCAUCGUUUUCGGCAGGAUGGCAUUGAAUUGGCUCCCGGGGUAGCUGUUACAGAUUCAGUCCUUCCCUUCAGCCCAAGUGGCUUCCAAUUCACCAAGCAUCGCAUCAUCUUGCAGCGUCUAAUCCCAGGAAAUGCCGUCCAGUUUCCCAAUGAAACGCUAACAGUCACCGAAAGGUGUGCCCUUCACUUUAUGCUCUCCACAUCUGUGGACACAGCAGUACGUGGUGAUGAGAACAUCAGGUGCAAUCAGUUGUCGCAGUACCGAUCACGAGUACCACGAGACGUUGAAGGGGAAGAAGUUGAAGAAGAGGCUCCGGAAAAUGUUGCAGAUGAAGAACCUGAACCAAGUGAAGAUGAGGAAAGCGAUCCCAGAAUUCUCGAUACGGAAAUUGAAGAACAAGUUGAGGUAACAAACGUUAAUCCUGCCAUUAGUCAGUGUCCAGUUGAGAAUGGAGUACUUCUGUCCCAAUGGGGAGCUAUUUCGGCAGGUCCAGUCAUCACAGGUGUUGCUGCUGGUUUGUCCCCUCAAACUGUAACAACGAGGGAACUGCUGGCACUUUCACGCGAAGCUGGACGAUCACAGCGGCAACAGCAGAACUUCAAUGUGGACAACCGUUGGGCGUCAACACUUUGUGGUGAUCUAUCGGAAGUUGCCUUGAGGCAGGGACCAGCAGCUGGUCGGGAAAUUGCCGUUGGUGCUCCAGGAACGUUCAACAGUACCGUAAUCCCACGAUGGUACUUCCUUCGUCAGCGUGAACACUUCGAAAUGACUGAUGCUGAGAUUCGUGGUGGUCUCGAUGGGCUCAUCCUGGCGACGAAUGUCGUUGAAUUCCGCAAUCGUUUCAAUGCCAUAAAGCUCAGUCAGGUGCUGGAUAUGUACUACAGUCAUCGCGGGGUGUUCGAGAGGCGUUUCAGGGCAUGCAAUCGUAAUACUUUGUUCCCCGAAGUGGCUCCUGUAGCUCAACUUCAGGCCCAAACAACUGCAUUCAGUUCAGUCCUCGAUAGGGAUAUGCAACUCCGGGUAACGCUUGCACCAACGGCUAUUCAAGCAUUCUCCAAUGCUGCUGUUGAAUCCCUCUCAACGUACAUUCCUCAAUCAAUGAAUGAUCCUUCAUGCGCUAUAACGCAAAAUCGUCUCAAUGAUGAGAACAUCUGGCGUACAUCAGCUGAUCUUUACAUCUUCGUGGACACCGCAUGGCCAUUCAGGGAGAUUAAUGGGCCCAUUGCACACCUUCUGCAUAAUCUCGAUGUGAAUCGCUUUGGAACCUCCUACACCCUUCUCAAUGCCGUCGAUGGGAGUAUCAUUGUGAACAAGACCCACCAACUUAGUGAUCUGUACUCCCAGUGGAACUUAACAGUUCACCAAAAUCAUCCACAAGGUGUGGAGUUCCCUCGACUCCUACCAUCGCUGCAGACUUUUAUGACUAAUCAGUUGGAUCAUGAGCGACAGGCUGGAAUUGUUGGGGGAAGGUCAAAAAUCGUCUUGAUUAUUCCGAAUAUGGCUGGAAUAAGUGGAGCUGAUUCCGAUUUUGCUGAUGAAAGAUUGCGAGCAAUGCGAGAAGUUUUCCCCGAUAUGGAACUCUUCUUCCUCUCCGGCGGAACGGCAACGCGAUGGAAUCGUUUUGUGCGUAAUCCCCGAAUUCACAUUCAUCCACUACGUGUUAUGGGACAGGGUGGUGCUGAAGAUAAUACCAUUCCAGCUCAGAUGAGAGAUCUUAUUAGCCGGAUUCAGGAAACACCACGACGUAUUAUCAACCACCGUUGCGGAGCUAUUUGGCAAUCCCAGGAUGAAGGUGUUGAUUCGCAGAAUGAUUACAUUGAACCUGAAGGAAUUAUUUUCUAUCGUGUCUCUCCGAAUUACUUCUUCCGUCCGGGAGAUCGUCGACGUGUUGUACGUAUUCAGGGACAGGGAUACUCUCCUCUAACUGUUUGCAUGUCAAGAACUGAGCAGAAUCCACGGGCCAAUGCAACGAAUCAGGUUGGUGAUGUGCGAUGCACGAGAAUUUCACAGAAUUCCUUCGAGGAGGACGUCAGCAACUACUGCGCUGAUCACUCGUACAUCCACCACUGUCCACCGCUCUUCAUUUCCGUCGAAGGACCCUCCCUGGCGGGUAGUGAUCAAAUUCAAAUUCGCUGCACCGAUGAUCUAUGUCGCUUCCCCGAUAGCUCCCGUUUUGCCAUUCAAACGGAAAAUUUAGCCUGUUUCAGCGGAAGUGGCAUCAAAAUGACAUUCCUCUUCAUCCUUGUCUCCCCACUCUUCCUCCUCCUAUCACGAUUCCUCUAAAUUCACAAAAAAAAUAACUAUUUUCUAUCGUCUUCAUCCGCAAGAAAAGAAGAAAAUUCAUUCAAUGGAUUUUUUAAACAUUUCCUUAUACCAAAUGAAGCAGAAAAACACAAAAAGACGAAUAUUUUGGUAGCUUUUGUAUUCUCGAGAGACGAAGAUUCUUUCUCUUGGAUUCAUCUGCACCAAAAUUCGUAUUUGGCACACCAGACAAUUUCAACAAAACACCGACCAUUUUUUAAGCCAAUUUACAUGUUUAAGUAUUCGUUUAUAAUGAUUUGUUUUACGCAAACAACUUUAGUGUAAGAAUUAAAUUUUUUUGGACAACAAAUAAAGUCAUUUUAGGAAGAAAAA